Molecule: messenger RNA, 520 nt
Organism: Vanessa atalanta (red admiral)
Lineage: Eukaryota; Metazoa; Arthropoda; Insecta; Lepidoptera; Nymphalidae
Gene: RpS30
Product: FAU ubiquitin-like and ribosomal protein S30
Exons: 5
Coding region: 75-467 (130 amino acids)
Biological process (GO): translation
Cellular component (GO): cytosolic small ribosomal subunit; ribosome
Molecular function (GO): protein binding; structural constituent of ribosome
Source: RefSeq, a predicted model, not a curated record
CACGGUGAUAUCCGUUUCCUAUCGGCCAUGAUUGUUUCUUUCAAUUGUCAGACUUAGCUGAUAGAUACCUCAAAAUGCAAUUGCACAUCAGAGGACAGUCUACGCACAUUCUCGAUGUCAAUGGAGAAGAAUCCAUUGGCCAGAUUAAGGAGCGCAUUCGUGCCCUUUCUGACAUUGGCAAUGAUGAAUUAACACUGUCAGUAUCUGGAGCACCUCUUGAAGACGGACUCCUUGUAUCUGAGCUAGCUUCAACAGAAUUGGACCUUACUGUACCACUGCUCGGUGGUAAAGUGCACGGUUCCCUUGCUCGUGCUGGUAAGGUAAAGGGACAAACACCAAAAGUUGAAAAGCAGCAAAAGAAGAAGAAGAAGACUGGCCGUGCCAAACGUAGGAUCCAGUACAACAGAAGAUUUGUCAAUGUUGUCCAGACCUUCGGCCGUCGCCGUGGACCCAACUCCAACUCAUAGAUAUAUGUAUUGUAAAUAACAUGCUGCAAAUAUAACAUCUGAUUUGCCCAAAA